AUGGAUCGCGCCAUCUGCCAUCUGGGCAUCCGAGUCGCCGCCGCAUUGGGUGUCGGCCCUGCGCCACAGAAAUACUACAGGUCCUCCUCUGAUGGGCCUUCGUUGCAGUGUCAAGUGCUGACUAAUCAAAACAAUUUCUUAUAGGGAUCAUGCGACCCAAUCCAGUCAUAAAAGCGGGGAGCUCCUCCAAAAAGCGGCGCUUAGCAAGGUGAUCACUUUGGAGGAUGAUGAGGAUGAGGAUGAGAUGAGGAUGAGUUUGUGGAGGAAGAAAAUGGGGAUUUCAACAUGUAGACAUGUAGAAGUCUCUCUGCGCCAAAUUAGGCAAUUUCAUGUCUCAGAUCAAAUUGAUCUGUUCAGGUCAGAUCAAGAUCAGAUCACUCAAGGCAGAAUCAGAAAAAUUCAGAUCAGAUCUGAUCUGAGCUGUCGGUGAUCUGAUCUAAUGCGGACCCUUGGCAGCAACGAUGGCACUUGCACUCAUGUGCCGCGCCGAGCGCCACGACGUUGCUUCCGGUUGCUCGAGAUGACGACUCAGCCUCAGCGCCUCGAUUACGCUUGCGCGGAUGUUCUUCCGUCUCCGAGUCGUGCGGCGUGCGCACACUGGCCAGAGCGAUGAUCCUCUGGAACCGCAUCCAACUCUUCAAGACAUGGGUUGACUCCCACGUGUCGAUAUUCAUCUCCUAUGCUGUCGAAGCGGUAACGCGGCAGGGCGUUGCAGCAAUGCGGACCUCGGGAUUGAGAAGUGGAGCAUCGUUGUCGGUGCAAGCUUCGCGAUUGGGCUCAAGUUUGCCGGCACAGCGGCCGCGCAGGCCCACGGGACGUUAAAUUUGUUGAAUUGCAUUCUAUCAAGCGUUCGAACACUUCGACAUCGGGCCGCCGUUUGA
Molecule: messenger RNA, 881 nt
Organism: Microbotryum saponariae
Lineage: Eukaryota; Fungi; Basidiomycota; Microbotryomycetes; Microbotryales; Microbotryaceae
Source: the annotation of a GenBank genome assembly